AUGUUGUAAGACUAAAGCAAACAGAAUGAAGGUAGUUAUUCAAUGAUUAGCGAUUAGGAUGAAAAGUCAAGUAGUCAUUCUGAAAAAGAUCUUGCGCCAUCUUAGUAGCUCAGGUUAUCAAUAAAAACAAUAGAGAAAAAAAAUGAUAGUAGAAGUAAUAUAAGCAAGGAGAGAAAAAAAGUAGAAUCAAUUUAAAAUAGCUGCUAAAAUAUUUUUGAUGAUCUUGAACAUUACUAAGGGGAACUUCUCAUUGAAGAAGUAAUCAAAUUACUAAAGAUAAAUAGCAAAUUUAGAACUUAUAAAGAUUCAAGGAUUAUUACGAAAUAUGUUUCCAAUUUGUCUUUUUUUAAAAAUCAUUUUGGAAAAAAUCAUGAAGCCAUGAUUUUGCAAUGUGCACAGUUUUUUAAAUACUAAUUCUGUAGUGCUGAAGAUAAAGUCUUUGAAUAAGGCGAAACUGGUGAUAAAUUCUAUGUUAUUUUGAGAGGAAAAGUGAGUAUUCAUGUUGAUUUUAAAAGAUAAGAUACAAAUAAUGAAUAACAAAAUUAGAGAGGAGGUGGAAAUGAUGAUGUUCUUAUUGAAAAAGUUCAUAUACGUGAUUUGAAUGAAGGAGAAUCCUUUGGUGAGCUUGCACUAAUUGAUAAAAAGCCAAGAAGUGCUACAGUAACAUGCAUUACUGAUUGCCACUUUAUAACUUUCGACAAGAUUUCUUUUGAUAAGAUUAUCAAAAAUUAAUAGAUAAAAUAAUUUAAAGAAGAGUUGCUUAGAUUAAAGAAAAAUUACUUAUUCUCAAGGUUUUCUGGGAAUUCUCUAAAAAAUCUGUAUUUACUGUUUUAAAUUAUUCCUUUUAAGAAAGGGGAUGUAAUUGUAAAAGAAGGUGAAAAAAGUGAUAAAAUUUAUGUUGUAAGAGAAGGAGAGUUUAAAGUAUCAAGGACAGCGUAUAUAAAAAUUGAGGCAGAUGCAACAAGCUAAUUGAAUGUAAAUCAAAAAAAAAAGGAAUCAAUAGUUGUUGAUCUAGGCAUUCUUGGACCUAACUAAUCUUUUGGUGAAGAAGAGUUUUUCACUUAAGAAAAAAGAAAAGUAAAUGUAGUUUGCUUAUCUAGAACGGGCGAACUGAUGAUUCUUAAUAGAAGAGAGUUCUUUAAGAAGAUGGGAUAUGAUGAGAAAUAAAUUAAAUUUAUGGAAUAGCUUGCAUAAUAAAAAAAUCUAUUUAGAGAAACUCAAUUUGAGAAAUUAAUAUCAACAUUCAGUUAAAUGAAGCAGCAAAUAUGUGAAAAUAAAUAAGGAUAAUAUUUAGACCAACAACUUUCAUCAAUUGAGCAAGAAUAGCUUCUCUAAAAAGAGUUGAUAGAUUCCAAAGCUUAAACUGAUGUUCCCAACGAAAACAUUUAGCCUCAACAGAAAUCCAAAAGAAAUCAAAUUUUUUUUAAGAAACCUCUUCUACCUUAGGAAGAUAAAAUCAAAGAAAAGCAAAAUAAUAUCGUCAAAUAUCAUUUUAUAAGAAAAAAAGUAAUUUCUACUCAAAAAAAUCCAAAUGAGCAAGAGGAUCUACAAAGUUUGCAUAAUUCUUUCUACCAGAAUUCAAGUUUAUUUUAAAGUUCUUAAAAUGAUAACAAAAGAUUUAAAUUAGAAACAAUUUCAUCAAAGCAAAAUUAAAAGGGAGAAGGAUAGAAUACAAAAUUUGAUGAAGCAUCUUCUAUUAGUUAAACAAGAUAAUAAAAAUUAUUUGGCCAAGAAAGCAGAGUAUCUACACCAGAUAAAUAAAUACAACAAUAUUUAAAGAAAAUGAGUGUUAUGUCUGUUUCAUUAGAUUUAGGAAGAAUAUCUAAACAACCGUUUUCAGAAUUAUAAUCUCCAAUCAUACUUGGUUCACCAAAAUAAGUUAAUUCAAGGAUAUCUUAGUUCAAUGAUUUAAAUUUAAGUUAAUGCUCACAAGACUCUUUGGUUUAUGAUAAAAAAAUAUAAUAGCAAGAGGAAACGAAAAUAAAUUUAAAUUCUAAUAUUCACUCUUUAAAUGAUAGUGCCAUGAUAAAUAAAGCCUAAGAAUAUAAAAUUAGUAAAAAGUAGAAUUAUGAAAAAAUGAAAAUGCUGAUUGAUUAAGAAAUAUUACAUCAUUCUUUUUUUUUGAAUAAAAAAAAGUAUAAAACAGCAGAAAACUAAUUUUUUAAAAAUCUUGACGAAAAGCUUCAAUCUUCAAACAAAAAUAUGCAAAGAUACUUCAAUACAAGAUAAAAACCUUCAGUAUAAAUUAAAGAAAUAUUUACUUAGAAAGAAAGCCGAUCUCCAGAACGUAAAAAAAUUGAAUUAAACUUAGAUUCUUCACCAAAACAAAAUAUAUCAUCAAAUUAUGAAUAGAAUUCUCCAAUUAAAAACUAAUAAUAUGUGCAUUACUCUUUGUUGAAUUAUUCUGCAGCAUAAGAUUCUGAUAGUGUUUUAGAUAUUAGCAAAAAUACAAAUAUCAACAAUUAAUAUUUUAAUAAAAAAACAUAAAAUUCAUUGCUCCUUUCGCAAAUAGUUACACCAUUUAUUGAUAAAAAAAAGUGUUCCCAAUAUUAUGAAUCUGAAUAUGGAAAUUACUAAAAUAAUGUUUAAUAAAAAAAGAGAGUUAAUUCUAUGCAACUAAAAAAAUUAAAUUCAUUUGAAAAUAAUACAAACACAUUAGAUAAAAGCAAUAUUAAAUUUGAAUAAAGCAUUUACUACUAAACAGAUACAUUUACUAAGAAAAAAAACAAAAGUUCUUUCCUAAUUAAGACAGAUGCAAAUUAAAAUAUCUAAAAAACUGAAUAAUCUACUUAAAAAACAAAUUAAUUAAGCUCAACCUAGUAUAAUAAGUUUUUAGAAAAUAAACUGAAAUAAUUAUAAACUCCUUCGCCUAAAUUAAAUAAGAAUUUUUUAAGCUAAAUCUAAAGCCCAAAUUUAAUUACAAAAAAAGAAUAAAUUCUUAAUAAUAACUCUGAAAAAUUACCUUUGAAAUAUUUCUCUUCUAAACUAAAAGAUAUUAACGAGGCAAUUUAAUAGAAAGGAAGAUUUUUUAGCAGCAGCAUAUCUCAAAAUAAAUUAACUCCUUAGAUCCAUUUUAAAUCUAAAAAAGUAUUAAAUUUAAGUGUUUAAGGACUGUAACAAAUUAAAAUGAAUUGA
Messenger RNA from Tetrahymena thermophila SB210, 3135 nucleotides. Its product is annotated as cyclic nucleotide-binding domain protein. The record is from RefSeq and is a predicted model, not a curated record. The transcript is spliced from 13 exons. NCBI's taxonomy places the organism in Eukaryota, Ciliophora, Oligohymenophorea, Hymenostomatida, Tetrahymenidae.